AUUCAAUAACAUCCUCACUUCCCUAGCUGGCGUCAGCGACUCCAAAAGCUUUGACCAGUCCUGUGACUCUGCAGACCAAAGCCAUAAUCAUGUCACUGCGAGACUGCCAGGCAUGGAAGGAUGCUGGUCUCCCACUCUCAACCACAAGCAAUGAAGCCUGCAAGCUGUUUGAUGCCACCUUGACCCAGUACGUCAAGUGGACCAAUGACAAGAGUCUUGGUGGCAUCGAGGGCUGCUUGUCAAAGCUCAGGGCAGCAGAUCCGACCUUUGCCAUGGGCCUUGCCAUCUCUAAUGGCCUUAUGCUCGUUGGCACGGGAACCUCCGUGAAGCUGGACAAAGACCUGGACCUGGCUGUGAAGACCAUGGUGGAGCUUUCCCAAACCCAGAAUCUGACACCUCGGGAGCAGCUGCAUGUGUCUGCGGUGGAGACAUUUGCCAAGGGGAACUUCGCCAAAGCAUGUGAUCUCUGGGAACGAAUCCUCCGGGACCACCCAACAGACAUGUUGGCCCUGAAGUUUGCCCAUGAUUCCUACUUUUACCUGGGCUACCAGGAGCAGAUGCGGGAUUCUGUGGCUCGAGUUUACCCCUUUUGGACACGUGACAUCCCCCUUAACAGCUAUGUGAAAGGCAUCUAUUCUUUCGGACUGAUGGAAACCAACUUCUAUGACCAGGCACAAAAGCUUGCCAAAGAGGCUUUAUCUAUAGAGCCUACGGACGCAUGGUCAGUGCACACUGUGGCCCACGUACAUGAAAUGAAAGCAGAGGUCAAAGACGGGCUGGAGUUCAUGCAGCAUUCCGAAGGCCACUGGAAGGACUCCGAUAUGCUGGCUUGCCAUAAUUACUGGCACUGGGCCCUGUACUUGAUUGAAAAGGGAGAAUACGAGGCUGCACUCACCAUCUACGACAACCAUAUCCUCCCCAGCCUGCAGGCCAGUGGUGCCAUGCUGGAUGUGGUGGACAGCUGUUCCAUGCUCUACCGUCUUCAGAUGGAAGGGGUGUCCGUUGGCCAGCGGUGGCAGGCUGUUCUACCUGUGACCAAGAAGCACACCCGAGACCACAUCCUUCUGUUCAAUGAUGCUCACUUCCUGAUGGCCUCGCUGGGUGCACGGGACCUCCAGACCACACAGGAGCUGCUGACCACCCUGCAGGAGGCCAGCAAGUCACCAGGGGAGAACUGCCAGCACCAGUUGGCGAAAGACAUUGGGCUGCCCCUGUGCCAGGCCCUUGUGGAGGCUGAGAAUGGAAACCCUGACCGAGUCUUAGAGCUCCUUUUGCCAAUCCGAUACAAAAUUGUCCAGAUCGGGGGCAGCAACGCCCAGAGAGAUGUCUUCAAUCAACUGCUGAUUCACGCGGCCUUAACCUGCACCUCCAGCGUCCAUAAGAAUGUGGCCCGGAGCCUUCUGAUGGAACGUGACGCCUUGAAACCCAACUCACCCCUGACUGAGCGGCUGAUCCGCAAGGCAGCCGCUGUCCAUCUUAUGCAGUGACAAUGGCCAGGUCCUUGGCCUGCAGCUCAGCACUGACCUCCUGGCGUUAGGUGGACUGCCUGGUUGGGCUAGGGUUAGGAAACAGCUGGGUCUGUUUGCCAGAGAGUAACGUUCAGUCCUGGUAGAAUUCUCCAGAUCAGUAGUUGGGUAGAAAUAGGAAACACACGUUAAUUUUGAGUGAUAUUCAGAAUUCCUCUCAGGGCCAACAUGCAUUUUAAGCCUCCAGUUCCAAAGCAGUGCUAUCAUUUGCAAGUGCCUUCAACAUUGUAUUUUCUUGUUCUGAAGCCAGCAGGCAGUGAAGAGAUGUAGCUAGCUCAUGUGGGAGGUUUAGAAGUAUCCAGCCGUGUACAUGCACACACACUGCACUAGUAAAACCUUUCCAUUUAGUUUUCCUUAUCUUCUACACAGGUCCGGCUGUCCCAUUUCCCUGGGGAGGGGUCCCAGUGAGCUGCUUGGGGUCCCAGCCAGCAAAGGCAUUUCCUUUUUGGGGGAGGGUAUCUGUCUCAUUGGCUUUGUUUGUCAGCCCCAGACUACUGCACCUGCCACCGUCCCCAAAGAUGAGGGGAAGGAUGCCUUCUGCCUCACUGGGGGAUUUGGUGGUGCCAACUGGAGCUUCUCUUUAAACUGCACAUGGGAGCAAAGCUUGAGGGGUGUGGCUUCCUUGGCUAACUCUGAUUCUUCUCCUGAGUGGGGCUGAGACCCCAGCUGUCUUAGUUAGGGUUUUACUGCUGUGAAGAGACACCAUGACCAAGGCAACUCUUACAAAGGACAACAUUGAAUUAGGACUGGCUCACAGUUUCAGAAGUUCAGUCCACUAUCAUCAUGUCGGGAAGCAUGGCAGCAUCCAGGCAGGCAUGGUGCUGGAGAGCUGAGACUUCUACAUUUUAAACUGAAUGCAUCCAUAAGGAGACCGCCUUCUGCUUGCAGCCAGCAGGAGGGUCUCUUCCGCACUGGACAGAGCUUGAGCAUGAGGAGCCCUUGAAGCCCUCCUUCACAGUGACAUACUUCCUCCAACAAGGACACAUCUCCUAAGAGUGUCACUCCCUGUGGGCCAAGUAUUUAAACAGAUGAGUCCUUGGGGGCCAACCCUAUUCAAACCACUAUACCAGCUUGGGGCUGCUCUGCUGUGGCAAGUUACCAGAUAACGGACAUAGCAGCCACCAGGUUUGAACCCAUGUCCUGCUUCUGUGACAAGGACAUCCCUCCUGGAAAUUGAUGCAGUAUUUGCAGGCUUUAGUGAAAGUAGGCAUAAAUCUACCAGAGACAGGCGACUGAUUUAAAGAGAAAGGUGGAUGUGUCUGAAGAGAUGGCACCACGGCUAUGCACUUGUUGUUCUUCUAGAUGACCAGAGUUCAGUACCUAGCACCCACCUAGAGCCUGUACCUCUACCCUUGGGGCAUCUGACACUCUCUUCUGGCCUCUGUAGGCACUGGCAUAAUGUACGCAUGCGCACAUCGAAAAAUAAAAAUAAAAAAUAGA
This is a messenger RNA of Arvicanthis niloticus (Nile rat), 2966 nucleotides long. RefSeq names its product tetratricopeptide repeat domain 38 (gene Ttc38). Gene Ontology annotation, molecular function: protein binding. Lineage: Eukaryota; Metazoa; Chordata; Mammalia; Rodentia; Muridae. The record is from RefSeq and is a predicted model, not a curated record.